GUCCUUAAUUGAUUGACAUCGCGGACUCUAAUUAUUAUUUACAGCAGCUAUACGGUUCGUACGGACGGACAGACAGAACUAUAGUAAACAAUUCCUUCAUAUGUGCCAUGUGCGGUGCUGGCGGGCCUUAUGGUGUUCACUUAGGCUGUCUGGACUAAUAAUAGUCAAACACGGGAGCGCAUUAUUUGUUCAGUGUCAAAUGCGCAUUAAAAAAAAAAAAGAAAGGAAAGCACACAUUUUGCAGUUGGGCUAUUUCCUGUUUCGGGGGCCAGGAACUUAGUACCUAUCGAGAGCUUGAAGUAACCGUUUGCAAAAAAAAAACCAUGGAAAUUUCUGAGCCCAGCGUUGGCAUAUUCUAUGUCAGUAGGAUUCUGGCCCUAGCGCCAUAUUCAGCCAAAAGGAAUUCCAAAGGCCAACUAGAGAUUCGUCGUAGUUGGAUAUUUUCCAUUUACUCCGUUUGCUUGUGUGUGAUCAUGGUUUUCUUGACCUAUCGCGGACUCUUGUUCGAUGCCAAUUCGAAAAUACCAGUUCGCGCAUCUUUCAGAAUGAAAUCGGCGACUUCUAAAGUGGUAACCGCCUCGGAUGUAUCGGUUGUGGUGAUGGCCAUCGUAGCGGGUGUUUACUGUGGCGUGUUCGGUUUGCGUGCCACCCAGGAGCUGAACACACGACUAGAAAGGGUAAAGCCAAACGCGGCAUGGCCAAAGAAAUGUCCACAACCAUUUCCAAUUCACUUGCAGAUCGACAGCACGCUUAGUCCAUACAACAAUUUCAAGAGGGAUCGCUGGCGUGCGUACGGCAUGGCCAGCAUAUCGCUUGUGGUGAUUGGCAUACUGCUCGGCCUGGAUGUGCAGACGUGGGUGCGCAUGGCACAGAAAAUGAACAUCAACAAAUCUGAUACUGAGCUCAACAUACAGUGGUACAUACCCUUCUACAGCCUCUAUUUCAUAUUGACCGGAUUGCACAUUAAUUUCGCCAACACAGCUUACGGCUUGGGCAGACGCUAUGGACGUCUCAAUCUGAUGCUCCGUACAAGUUAUCUGGGUGAAAACAAGUAUCCCAAUACACCCAAUCUGGUGAAGGUAAGUGCUGUUAAGGCGAUUAGCUUCAAACCGAUGAUGCCCAUGGCCUUGCACGCCAGCUUAACCAAGUUGAAUCCCGAGUCGUUACCCAAUGAAGCUGCGGCUAUAAGCAAGAGUCAACUAAUUAGAUCCAUGGCCGACAAUCACGAGUCGUUGGGCAAAUGCGUACGUUUGCUCUCCAGCUCCUAUGGAAUGGCUGUGCUGUUCAUACUCGUCUCUUGUUUGCUGCACUUGGUUGCAACUGCGUACUUUCUUUUCUUGGAAAUGUUCAAUAAACAGGAUAACGCCUAUGUGUGGGUACAAAUGCUAUGGAUCAUCUUUCACUUUUUGCGCCUGCUAAUGGUCGUGGAGCCUUGUCACCUCGCAGCCCGCGAGUCGCGCAAAACCAUUCAAAUUGUUUGCGAAAUUGAACGCAAAGUCUAUGAGCCCGUUUUGGCAGCAGAGACAAAAAAGUUUUGGCAGCAGUUGCUUGUCGUCGAUGCCGAAUUCUCUGCCAGCGGACUGUGCCGGGUCAAUCGCACCAUCCUGACAUCGUUCGCCUCAGCUAUAGCUACUUAUUUGGUUAUACUAUUUCAAUUUCAAAAGACGAACGGUUGAAGCUUGCCGAGAUUAUUCGAUGGAGCGUGUAUUAUUAGGUAUACAAAAGGUUGCUUUUAUUAACACUAAACGGAAUUCUUAGCUGUGUUUAAGUUUGUAAUAACGUUAGCAAACAAUAAAAGAAAACGUGUUUUUUUGUGAUUAUUCCAAACCCAA
This is a messenger RNA of Drosophila virilis, 1832 nucleotides long. RefSeq names its product Gustatory receptor 43a (gene Gr43a). The record is from RefSeq and is a predicted model, not a curated record. Gene Ontology annotation, cellular component: membrane; dendrite; neuronal cell body. NCBI's taxonomy places the organism in Eukaryota, Metazoa, Arthropoda, Insecta, Diptera, Drosophilidae. Gene Ontology annotation, biological process: male courtship behavior; chemosensory behavior; sensory perception of taste.